This is a messenger RNA of Ostertagia ostertagi, 666 nucleotides long. The record is from the annotation of a GenBank genome assembly. Lineage: Eukaryota; Metazoa; Nematoda; Chromadorea; Rhabditida; Trichostrongylidae.
AUGUUCCAGUUGGCGAAUGUGGCUUCCAUAUCGGAGCAAGAAUGUUGGGGAGACGAAAGAAAAGAAGAAGAACUCCGGAUGAAAAAUUCGCAGUAUCUGACCCCUUAUGGACUUGCGCUUGCAAUGCAGGCACAUCGUCGCCGCUGUCACGUUUACUCUGAAGCGCUGUAUGGAACACAGGGAAGGCGCUUUGAACACCCAGCGCUCUUCUUCUUGACGGUCAAGUACGAUGUGGCUACCAUCACACACUCUAAUGCAAUGCGGAAUACGCAGCCGGCAAGAUUAGCUUUUUGCUUUGCCAAGCCCCUUCAGCCUAGUGCACUUAGGAGUGCACAGAAGAGAAUUAGAAUACCUGACUGUCCACGUCUACGAAAGCUGAGACUUAUUCUCACAGAAACUGCUGGAGACCAAAGCUGUCAGCACGGAUCAUUAUACUAUGCGGAUGCAGAAAUGUCUUCGGAAGGAGUAGCCGCACCUCUAUAUCGCAACCCAGGCCUCCUCUGUGACAGACUUCCCGUAACCAGAAAAGUCGGGCCUCCUAUGUCGUGGUCAAUCGAGCUGUUUGAAAAGAUCAAAAUCAUGCCGCAACAUCGUCAAACUCAAGAGUUUUAUCCACCUGUCCCGAUCGAGCUCAAAGGCGGAGGGAAGAAGGAGAUGAUGCGGUGA